AUGGAGAAGAAUAUGAAGGUUUCUGCGGUGGAGGAGAGGUUGAUGGGGAUGGAGGUGGAGAGGAGGAGGAGGACGGUGCUGUGGAGGUUUUACGGCAACGUUUUCAACCUGUGGAUGCACCAGGAGCCCGAGAGUUUAUGUAACGAUAAGGUGCAUUUGUAUGUCAUGAAUCCCAAAAUAUCAGAUUUUGGAUUGGCAAGAGCAUUUGAAAUAGGACAGAAACAGGCAAAGACAAAACGAGUAAUGGGCACCUACGGAUACAUGGCUCCAGAGUAUGUUAUGCAAGGACUGUUUUCAGUGAAAUCUGAUGUUUUCAGCUUUGGAGUUCUUGUUCUAGAGAUCAUUUAUGGGAGAAAGAACAAUGGAUUGUAUAUGUCAGAACAUGGUCAAACUCUUCUUUUAUAUGCUUGGAGAACAUGGGGUGCAGGAAAAUGUUUGGAAACGAUUGACCCAAUGCUAGAAAAGUCCUUCUUACGCAGUGAAGUUGAGAGGUGUAUACACAUUGGUUUAUUGUGUGUUCAAGAAGAUGCAAAAGAUAGACCAACAAUGUCUCAGGUUGUUUUAAUGCUGGCAAGUGAUACAAUGAUUCUUCCAAAACCCAAGCACCCUGCAUUCUCAAUUGGAAUAAUGGCCUCUGAGGAAGUUUAUACAUCAAAAAGUUUCAAGAAUGUUUCUAAUAAUGAUCUAACUGUCUCUGUUUCUUUACCAAGGUGAUGAACAAUUGAAUAUAGGAUUUGACAGUUCUCAAAUGUA
Vigna angularis (adzuki bean) is the source of this 753-nucleotide messenger RNA. RefSeq names its product cysteine-rich receptor-like protein kinase 7. The record is from RefSeq and is a predicted model, not a curated record. The transcript has 4 exons. Gene Ontology annotation, molecular function: protein kinase activity; ATP binding. NCBI's taxonomy places the organism in Eukaryota, Viridiplantae, Streptophyta, Magnoliopsida, Fabales, Fabaceae. Gene Ontology annotation, biological process: protein phosphorylation. Bases 1 to 714 code for a protein of 237 amino acids.